Messenger RNA from Exophiala viscosa, 1199 nucleotides. RefSeq names its product imidazoleglycerol-phosphate dehydratase. Bases 174 to 953 code for a protein of 259 amino acids. The record is from RefSeq and is a predicted model, not a curated record. Gene Ontology annotation, molecular function: imidazoleglycerol-phosphate dehydratase activity. The transcript has a single exon. Gene Ontology annotation, biological process: L-histidine biosynthetic process. NCBI's taxonomy places the organism in Eukaryota, Fungi, Ascomycota, Eurotiomycetes, Chaetothyriales, Herpotrichiellaceae.
CUCUUUCACAGCCAAUAGACAGGACGUAGUUCGUGAUGUGGAGCCUUUGCCGUCAUCUCUUCUAUGAAAUCUUUCGGUCAAAGCAUUGACUUCUUCUCCCGGGAUAUUGUGAACUCAGCACAUCAGAUUGUGAUAUCAGAAGUGCCGAAUCAGACAGACACUCUACACACAACAUGGGAUCGAUAGAGAGGAAAGAGACAUCACAGGUGUCGAGACGCACCCACGCUCUCUCUCGCAUCACCAACGAGACCAAGAUCCAAGUCUCUCUCUCAAUUGAUGGAGGCGCACUGCCAGCUUACGAACAAUCGGAGACCUUCCCUGCACUUAUACCGGCCCCACAAAAGGAAACAUAUCCAGAUGUUCUCGUUCCUUUACCAAAGUCACAUCACGCGACGCAAAUAACAGCUACCCAGCAAAUCGCCAUCUCAACCGGGAUUGGUUUUCUGGACCACAUGCUUCAUGCUUUCGCAAAGCAUGCUGGCUGGUCUUUGGCCAUCAGAGCCUCUGGAGACCUGAUCAUCGACGACCAUCACACCGCCGAGGACGUAUUUCUUGCCGUCGGUUCGGCUUUCAAUGCUGCAUUGGGUAAACGGACGUCUCUAGUCCGCUUCGGCCGUGGUGAUGCGCCACUCGACGAAGCACUGUCAUGGGCCGUCAUUGACCUUUCGAACCGACCUUACAGUGUCAUUGACUUUGGCUUCACGAGGGAGAAGAUUGGGGAUCUCAGCACAGAGAUGCUUACCCACGGCCUGGAAAGUUUUGCCCAAGCAGCCAGUGUGACUUUACACAUCAAGUGCGUUUACGGUCACAACAACCACCACAGAGCAGAAAGUGCUUUCAAGGCUCUCGCCGUUGCUUGCAGACAGGCUUGUGAGCGAAGAGCUGAGGGUGCUAUUGGCAGCGGAGAUGUCACAAGCACGAAAGGUGUGCUCGGAUCUAGUGUCAACGGUUGAGAAGGAUCUUUCUCAACUCUCGUGUCAUGUUUAGUAUCUUGUAUAUAAGUACUUUGCGCGUCCUCUGCGAUUGCUGCAUUGGAGAAAGCCAACAACUGAACGCUCAUAAACAUCAAGAGUUGCCAAACCACAGUGACAAUGCUGUGGGAAUCACGGUAGCCAACAGCCAACAAAUGCCAUUCAAAAUGCGUCAUCCCAACGCAAACCCGUACUGUUGAUCAAUGAUAGAGGUACACCCAACACCUU